Messenger RNA from Osmerus eperlanus (European smelt), 3704 nucleotides. RefSeq names its product hyperpolarization activated cyclic nucleotide-gated potassium channel 5 (gene hcn5). Gene Ontology annotation, cellular component: membrane; axon; HCN channel complex. Lineage: Eukaryota; Metazoa; Chordata; Actinopteri; Osmeriformes; Osmeridae. Gene Ontology annotation, molecular function: voltage-gated potassium channel activity. The transcript has 12 exons. Gene Ontology annotation, biological process: sodium ion transmembrane transport; potassium ion transmembrane transport; regulation of membrane depolarization. The coding region runs from base 1788 to 3341 and encodes 517 amino acids. The record is from RefSeq and is a predicted model, not a curated record.
UCUUCUCUUCCGUACCCUCAAUUGCAGGAGUAGGGUCAACACUGGCAGCGGAUAAGGAUGACAUCUUCGGGCUGAAAACGUCGCUACUGUUGAAGGUCUUCCAGGAAGGUGAUAACAUUGUCCACCAGCACGCACCUGGAGACCACAUGUUCUUUGAGCAAGGCCAGCUGCUGAUGGAGGCAAAGUCCUUCCAGAAGGAGUUGUGUGACAGAGACCACUUUGAAGAGAUCUGCCUCCCGACCAGAAACAAGCGUGUGAUCACCGUGAAAGCUCUGACUCUGACAGCUGUUCUCCACAAACAGCUCUGAGCAGGUUCCGCAGGCUUUCCCAGGGGCAGAUCUGGAGAGAUUGGCCAAGCAGGACAUGAGGAUUGACAAAACCUCUGGGAGCUUCCGCUUAGGACCACCUUUAUCCCUGCUGUGUGUACGUGUUACACAUGCCUUGGACAUUUAAAAGUGAGGUUUGUACUUCUACAACGUGUUUACAGAGUGCAGCAUGCAACAAAGUGGCUCCAAACCGAAGGAUACAGCAGAACAUAAAACUGACUGAAUGAGGCUGUGCACGAGACAAACCAUUAAUCAUUAGUUUUACAGUAACCCACUUUCAGAUUAAGAUUUCUCAGCAGUAAAUAAAAAAAAUGGAUGUACAAUUGUAUACAAUGUGCAUUGCUUGCAUUUUCUAUUUCCCCAGUGUGUCACCUUACUUUGUUACCUAACAUUGUAACAAGCAAAGCAGCUUCUCCAACCUGACGGAUAUAAAUGUUGUUUGCUGUGGGUGCUUUAUAUCCUCAGUGGGCCUUUUGAAAAAGAUUUUCAAGGGCUUUUCUCCUUCUGUCAUUACCAAGCUUGAUUGUAACAAGCAAAGCAGCUUCUCCAACCUGACGGAUAUAAAUGUUGUUUGCUGUGGGUGCUUUAUAUCCUCAGUGGGCCUUUUGAAAAAAAAAUUCAAGGGCUUUUCUCCUUCUGUCAUUACCAAGCUUGAUUUCUGACACACAAGCAUGUGCCCUGAUACUCAUUAAGCAUUAACUCUGAGCUUAGCAUAAUAAAGUAACACAUUAACCAGGCAGUCCAAAAGAUUGCAUCCUGGUAAUAAAUGAUUUGAUUACAUAAUUAAAUAAAUGACAAAUAACAUCUGUUUAAUUACAUAAAUAUAAAUUAUGUAAACUUACACCUGACUUCUUAUAAAGUAUUUAAAAUAAUUAGAAAUGAAAAUAUUUUUAUGUCAGCUUCUCUUGGUAAAUACGUAAUACAUGCACACGUUUGUGGCGUUGUAUACCUUUCCUUCUUUAUUUCCAUGAUCAGAUUACACUUUUUAUUAUCUACUGCUCAAGAUGACCUGGCCUGUAUUGAACCUUUUAACUGUAUACUGUAUACAGUAACUGUAUCUGUCUGACAGAUCUGUAGUUCAAAUUACGGUAAUUGUGAUACUCAAAACCCCCCUAUUGUGUUCAGUAUUAAUGUGAGACAGCCAUACCCCUUUGACUAGGCUUGAUUCAUGUGUGGAUGAGACCGAGAUGCUGAAUAGUUGAUGAGCCGGGGGAGAGAGAAAAAAAUAGAGAGAGAGAGAGAGGAGGGAGGGGACAAAAUAGAAAGAGGGAUAGAGCGGAAAGUCUGCUUCUCAUUUUCCUCCCUCCAAAGUAAGCCCCGGACAGGGUGCUGUGAUGGAAAAUUACCCUGUGACUAAGGAGAGAGGUCAGCAGCAUACAGCAAAGUUCCAGCUCUGAUCCACAAUCUUACACUGGAAAGAUGGCCAGAGCAUUCGGCUGAUCCGAGUGGGCCAGCGCUGGGAUGAACCGGUCCAGACGCCCUGCAGCGGGGGUUCCUGUAGCCUCGACCUGCGGAUGGAAGGCUCUGUUACUCCCUCAGCAGAACCGGCAGUCUUUAUACGUGUACGGCAGCGAGGUGGCCGUGGAGAAAGAAUGUAUCCGACAACUACAGUGCGGCGUGUGGGUCAUCCACCCCUUCAGUCAGAUCAGGAGUUAUUACAUUAUGUGUAUGAUGGCCAUCACAUUUCUCAACCUUAUUGGGAUCCCGAUGGAGAUAGCUUUUCUGGAUGGUCGCAGUGGUGUGGGCUGGGAAGGCUUUAACGUUUUUUCUGAUACACUGUUCCUGAUUGACGUGGCCCUGAAUUUUCGGAUGGGCAUCAUUUCUGAGGACAGUGAGGUCGCUAUUCUGGAUCUCAAACAGAUCCGACUGUGUUACCUCAGGACCUGGUUUAUACCCGAUGUGAUCGCAGCAUUCCCUAUUGGCUACAUCCUGCUCAUUGCUGACUUACAGUUUCAGAGUGAUCCGAACUCUUCUAAAGCCAGCAGAAUGAUGCGGAUCCUUAUGUUUGUCAGAAUCCUCAGUCUGGUCCGGCUCCUUCGAGUGUCCAGACUCGUUAGAUUCUUCAAUGAAGUGGAAAAAAUUUCAAAUGCAAACCUGGAUGUAGUUCGGCUAUUUUUCAGGGUACUGUCGUUGUUCAUGAUGAUAUUCCUGCUGUGCCACUGGAACGGUUGCAUCCAGUACUUCAUCCCCAUGCUGGAGGAGUUUCCCUCAGACUGCUGGAUCAGGAGAGAGAACCUAAUGAAUGCCACUGUAGGUGAGAAGUACUCCUUUGGCGUUUUUCGCGCUCUGUCACAAAUGAUUGCGUUAUCCUACGGGUCCACAGAAACACCGACCAAUGAGACAGAGAUGUGGAUCGUCAUGGUGAGCAUGGUGUCAGGAGCGCUGAUGUACACGGUCCUGGUUGCCAACACGGCUGCCAUCAUAACAGAAGGAGACCCUACAGCCCAAGCAUACAAGAGCAAGAUCAGUCACCUGGAACACUACAUGACCUUCAUGAAACUUCCAGCCGACCUUCAACUCCGCAUCAACAAGUACUACCAGACUCGCUUUGGGGGCAAAUGGUUUGACGAGCGGGACAUUCUCAACCUGGUAUCCUCCUCCUUGAAAGAGGAGAUUCUGACAAUCAUGUGUGCCCGGCUGGUGUACAAGGUACCCAUGUUCCAGAGCUUCAACGUCAACUUCAUCAACGCUCUCCUCGUCAAGCUCCAGCACGAGGUCUUCCAGGAGGGGGAUUUCAUCAUCCGGCAGAGCGCCCCUGGUGACCGCAUGUUCUUCAUUGAGCACGGCCAGGUGCUGGAGGAAACAGAGUCCUCCCAGAGGGAACUGUGUGAUGGAGACUACUUUGGAGAGACAUGUCUGCUGACCAAAGGGAAGCAUGUGUCCACAGUGCAAGCUCUGACCAUCUGCCAGGCUUUCUCUCUUGACGUGGACAGCUUUCAUUCCACCCUGGAUGGCUUCCCUGACGUGAAGACUGAACUGAAUAAGAUUGCCCUGCAACAGCAGGAGUCUGUUUGAUGCAACUACAGACUGAACUCUAUGUAUUACUGUAUAGAAGAGUAGCGCACAUAGAAACAACACUAAUGAACAUGUACAACAUUUAAAAGGUAUUUAUAUACUCAAAUGCUUCAUUCCAGUGGUUAUUUUGGCAAUAUUUAUAUAAUUACAUAUCAAGACUUGCCAUUUUCAAUCUUACAGUAUCAUUAAGCAAUAUCUUCGUGCAACUAUAAGCCAUAUCAAACCAUAGAUUAUCUCAGUGUGUUUGUGAGAAAAGUAAAUAAUCAGAAUGUAAAGUUUUUCUAAAAUGUUUAUUUUGAAGAAGUAGUUACAGUUGUCAAUAGCACAGUGGUACAGUAGAAAUAAAGAGAUGCCAUCCUUGUU